GGACAAGCUUGGUACUCAGGCUUAGCAUUUCUCAGGUGCUUGCGAGGUGAUUAAGAGGCAAAGAUGUCGGAGCGAAAAGUAUUAAACAAAUACUACCCGCCGGACUUUGACCCGUCAAAGAUCCCCAAACUCAAGCUCCCCAAGGACCGGCAGUACGUGGUGCGGCUGAUGGCCCCCUUCAACAUGAGGUGUAAGACGUGCGGAGAAUACAUCUACAAGGGGAAGAAAUUCAAUGCUCGGAAGGAGACGGUGCAGAACGAGGUCUACCUGGGCCUGCCCAUCUUCCGCUUCUACAUCAAGUGCACACGCUGCCUGGCAGAGAUCACCUUCAAGACAGACCCUGAAAACACAGACUACACCAUGGAGCAUGGAGCCACGCGGAAUUUCCAGGCUGAGAAGCUCCUGGAGGAGGAGGAGAAGAGGGUGCAGAAGGAGCGGGAGGAUGAGGAGCUGAACAACCCCAUGAAGGUGCUGGAGAACCGGACCAAGGACUCCAAGCUGGAGAUGGAGGUGCUGGAGAACCUCCAGGAGCUGAAAGACCUGAACCAGCGGCAGGCACACGUGGACUUUGAGGCCAUGCUGCGGCAGCACCGCCUGUCCGAGGAGGAGCGGCGGAGGCAGGAGCAGGAAGAGGACGAGCAGGAGACCGCAGCCCUGUUGGAGGAAGCCAGAAAGCGACGGCUGCUGGAGGACUCCGACUCAGAGGCCCCAAAGCCCAAGAGGAAGGUGGAGGUCUGGGAGCAGAGCGUUGGCAGCCUGGGCAGCCGGCCCCCGCUGUCGAGGCUGGUCGUGGUGAAGAAGGCAAAGGCCGACCUGGACUGCAGCAAUGGGCAGCCUCAGGCAGCCCCCGCCCCAGGAGCCCCGCAGAGCAGGAAGGAGGCCGACCCUGCACCCCCGACGCCUGGCGCGUCCUCCCUGAGCCAGCUGGGUGCGUACCUGGACAGUGACGACAGCAACGGCAGCAACUGAGCCCUCCUAGGACCCCCGCCCUGGGUCAGGGCCACACGUCCAGCUUCAGCCACGUUGAGGCCGGCGUUGCUGGUGGUCGGGGCAGGAGGCCUUGGCGUAACCGGGGACCCUGCAGACAAGUGCCAGCGUGCCCCGAGCACGUAGGGCCAACAGGGACCUCAGCCCCGGGAGGUCGCUUCUCUCUGCCCUCACCAGCCUCUCAACACAUCGGGGACACCUGCUGCUCCUGCCUCCACCUGUCACCAUGCUUAGGGCUGCAGUAUCCCUAGCGCGUCUCAGCUUCCAGCACUACUUCAGGGUGGCGGUGUCUGGGGCACUGGGCGAGCCCACUGGCCUCUAGAGGGCCUCAUCUCUUCCUUCCACAAACUGUCUAGAACCAAUAAAAGGAAAUCUGCCAAC
This is a messenger RNA of Mandrillus leucophaeus (drill), 1368 nucleotides long. RefSeq names its product coiled-coil domain containing 94 (gene YJU2). The transcript has 8 exons. Gene Ontology annotation, cellular component: U2-type catalytic step 1 spliceosome. NCBI's taxonomy places the organism in Eukaryota, Metazoa, Chordata, Mammalia, Primates, Cercopithecidae. Bases 64 to 969 code for a protein of 301 amino acids. Gene Ontology annotation, biological process: mRNA splicing, via spliceosome. The record is from RefSeq and is a predicted model, not a curated record.